This is a messenger RNA of Tetrahymena thermophila SB210, 1140 nucleotides long. Its product is annotated as aspartyl/asparaginyl beta-hydroxylase family protein. Gene Ontology annotation, molecular function: peptidyl-aspartic acid 3-dioxygenase activity. Gene Ontology annotation, cellular component: endoplasmic reticulum. NCBI's taxonomy places the organism in Eukaryota, Ciliophora, Oligohymenophorea, Hymenostomatida, Tetrahymenidae. The record is from RefSeq and is a predicted model, not a curated record. The transcript is spliced from 5 exons. Gene Ontology annotation, biological process: peptidyl-aspartic acid hydroxylation.
AUGGAAGAGAUUGUUAAAGAAUAGUAGAACUAGCUAAACUAGGUUGAAGAAAUAAACUCUGGUUAGAAAAUAGUUGAAAAUGCUGAUUAAGAUAAGCAUCAAAGCGAUGAUGAAGAGGAUAGCAGCAAAUAAGAGGUUUCAGAAAAGGAUAAAUUGGUCAAUCAAAAGCUAGAAGACUUUUACAAUGAUUAUUAUCUAACUGACUUUUAGAAGUUCGCAGUUGCCAAAUUUUUAAGAGAAAAUGUUGCUGUAGGAAAGCCAUCAGUUGCUAGAAUUAGAGAAUGGCUCAUGAAUAAAUUAAAUGGAGUAAAUAAACCAGCUGACUGCCCAGCAUAAUAAAGAGGAUGCCCUGAAGUAAUACCUGGGCUCAGAGCCUAUCCUUUCUGGGAUUCUUAGAACUUGCCUUGGAUAUAAAAAAUUUAAGACAAUUACGAAGUUAUCAAGUAGGAAUUACUUUCUUUGAGAAAUCAAAAAGGAUUCUAACCUUACAGAGGACCAUCUUGGACUUCAGAUAUAAAAGCAAAAGAUGGAGUAGGAAGAAAAUCAAAUGAUUCUGGAGAUUGGAAUGUCUUUUAUCUAUUUUUACACAAUAUUAAAUUUGAAGAAAAUUGUAAAAAAGUACCAAAAACUAUAGAAAUAAUUGAAAAUAUAUUCCCUAGACAUUAUCAUCACGCAUUCUUUUCAGCAGUCACACCAGGCACUCAUAUUAUGAAGCACCAUGGACCUACUAAUAAAAAGCUUAGAUUCCAUAUGCCCAUCCUUGGUGUUAAAAACAGUAGACUCAGAGCUGGAGACAUAACAUUAAAUUAAGAAGAAGGAAAAUGCUAUGUCUUUGAUGAUUCUUUUGAGCAUGAAGCUUGGCAUGAUGGUGAUGAAACCAGAAUAGUUUUAAUAGUUGAUAUAUGGCAUCCUGACUUAUCCUCAGAAGAAGUUAAAUUCUUAAGUUUAUUGUAGAAUGCCAAAAUGAGAGCUGAAAAAAUAAUCAGUGAAUAAGAUGCUGCAAAGGAUAACUUUUAUAAAAUUAUUGAAAUGAGCAAAGAUUUGUUAAAUUCAAACGACUGGUGGACAGACAAUAAUAAAGAAACUCUUUAAUAAUUUGAAUCAUAAAAAUUAGAUGAAAAAAAUACAAUAUCAAGUUGA